Molecule: messenger RNA, 859 nt
Organism: Cantharellus anzutake
Lineage: Eukaryota; Fungi; Basidiomycota; Agaricomycetes; Cantharellales; Hydnaceae
Exons: 3
Coding region: 122-667 (181 amino acids)
Source: RefSeq, a predicted model, not a curated record
UUCGAGGCGUUGACAGUGCCUUAAAAUGCCGAAUGGCUUGUUCGUUGGAAACUAGACUCAUAAGCCCUUGAUCUUUGGCUAUCCGUUGCGAGAGGCAAAUCAUCAUCCCGUCAAGCAAAGAAUGGCUGCUGCCAACGUCUGGUCCAACAAUCUAAAUGGAUUGCCAUCUCCUCCAUCCAGUGCUUCUGGUGGGUGGGACCGACCCGCGGUUGAACUGUCGUCGAGCGUAUUUGAAGUAGUGAAACCAACACGCUACGUAAACGUCGAAGGAUCCAUAGAUGUCAACACCCGCUUUUUUAUGGGCCCCAAUGGCUGGAAUCAUGAUUUUUCGAUAACUCUUGCUCUGAUCGCGCCAUCCAUUGCCUCCCAACCAAUCGACUGGCAGACAGAGGGUUCAGCACCACGUAACCCUCAAUCCUUCAUCACGUUGGCACCCUCGGGCCGAAUCACCGUUGACUCACAGCUCACCUGUGUAACGUUCAACAUUUCUCUUCCCACAACAUCCAAGCUCUUCCCGGGGCCGGGAGAGGCGAGGGCUUUCGGAGUAAAAGUCAAAGCCUUUGCUGUGGAGGAUCCGAGCAGGAUGGUCACUGCCACUAGCGAGGUGCCAUUUGUCGUCGUGAAUCGGGUUGGGACUGUCUUAGAUAGGCGCCCAAGCUGUCAGUGAUGAAUCACGUAUGAGGCCUGCCGUUGCGUUCGCUUGCCAAACAUACACCUUCUUUCCUCUUGUACCCUUGCUUUGUGGAUCCUCAUCUACACCAUUUCGCAACGUUCGCGUCAUUGCAAGAGUUCCUCCUUGGCUUGAAGCUACGACGUCACAAAACACUGUAUCAUUAUGCAUCCAUCUCCGCAUAGACCA